This is a messenger RNA of Brienomyrus brachyistius, 7611 nucleotides long. RefSeq names its product MAM and LDL-receptor class A domain-containing protein 1. Gene Ontology annotation, cellular component: membrane. The record is from RefSeq and is a predicted model, not a curated record. Gene Ontology annotation, molecular function: protein binding. NCBI's taxonomy places the organism in Eukaryota, Metazoa, Chordata, Actinopteri, Osteoglossiformes, Mormyridae. The transcript is spliced from 52 exons. The coding region runs from base 293 to 7522 and encodes 2409 amino acids.
AUGAUUUUGCGCGUGGUGGGAAUCUGCAGUUCAUGCGAUGCUCUCUGGGUCGUCGGUCCCGGUGUCUCAUGCUCCACGUUCCCUGACAUGAAAAGAAAACAUUCGUGUGCUAAUAGAAUUUCUACCAGCGUGAGGAGGGAAGUUUUUUAGGGAGUUCAGGAGGAACAGAAAAUAUAUUUUCUGAUGGGGACCUAGGUAGCUAUUUCACCAAGAUAAGAAUCUGCGUGCGUCACGAAAAUAUGUGAAGUGAGGGUAAGAAUCGUAAUUACUGCUGGUGACGAAAGCCAAAGGGAUGCAGUGGGGCAGAGAGACGGCUUUCCUUGGCUUUCUGGAGGUCCUGCUCUGGGGUCUACAUGUGACCGUAGCGGUUCACAGGUGUCUUGAAGGAGAGUUCCAGUGUGCUUCCCAAGAAUGUGUCUCCCAGGAGAACGUCUGCGACUACCAUAGUGACUGCACCGAUGGAUCGGAUGAAGAGUUCUGCGGGUCCUGUAACUUUGACCUGCACUCAUGUGGGUGGAAAGACGUGAGCAGCAGCUUCUACAGAUGGAGGCUAGAAAUGGCCAACGUCAGCUCCGAGCCCGGGGUGGACCACACCACCGGCUCACCGUUCGGUAGCAUCAUGCACGUGGAGGGAUCUAAUCCAUCUCCCUUGUCCAAAGCCCAGCUGGAAACCGUCCUUCACAAACCCACGGCAAUAGGCUGUCACAUCACCUUUUGGUACCACCUGUUUGACAGCAUAGGGCUUUCCUCAGAAGUCUCCUUACACGUCACCACAAACUCAUCCCUCCAGAAGCUGUGGGAGAUAAAGAAGGCCCAGACCAGGGGCUGGGAAAAUGUUACUGUCCACAUCGGGAACAGAGCCGCAGGUUCCAAGCUGCAGUUCAUGGUGUCACCCACGUUCAUCGGUGACCAGGACGUGGCGCUGGACGACGUGCAGCUGCUGGACUGCUCCGAGCGGGACAUUCCUGCCGGGUCUUCGCGGCUCUCCUGCUCAUUCGAGGCGGACGCCUGUGCCUGGUACAAUGACCAAGGUUCUCCAGCCUCCUGGGAGAGGGUCAUCGGGAAAGACCCAUGGGGCCAGCAGCUACGCCCAGACCAUGACCACACCAGCGGCACCGGUUACUACAUGUUUGUGGGUUCAAAGUCCAGAACAGCAACCCCUGUUCAAGCCCGACUGCUGAGCUACCCCCAGGAUGCCAGAAAAGCACAGUGUCUCAGCUUCUGGUACCAUAUGUUUGGAGGCACCGUUGGAUCCCUGAAGUUCAUUUCCAGACACUCCGGAGGGGGUGACAGACUGCAGUGGGUGCGAACCGGGACACAGGGGAACAAGUGGCACUUUGUGGACCUCCAAAUCGAAGAGAGUGACACACCAGUACAGUUUGUGUUCGAGGCCACGGUGGGCGGGGCCUACGGGAGCAUCGCCAUCGACGACGUGGUUGUUUCCGCCGCCCCGGAUGGGUCGUGCCGCGCCGAGAGAGAGUGCACCUUCCAGGGCUCCCUCUGCGGCCUGCUGCAAGACCACACGGGGAACUUUAACUGGAGCAGAACCACAGGGGAGCAGUCUGUAAACACCUCCAGUCCCGGCCACGACCACACCCUGGGGACGGCUCAAGGUUACUAUCUGAGCGCCCAGAUCUGGCGCUGGUCCGUCGGUGACGCGGGCCGAGUGCUGACCCGCCUGCACGACCCAACUCCGAAAAGUGGGGAAUGUCUGAAGUUCUGGUACCACAUGGACGGCGAGGGUGUCGGGACCCUCAGCAUCUACCUGCAGAAGCUGGACCGGUCCAGGGUGCUUCUGUGGAGCGAGCAUGGAAAGCAGGGGGACCUCUGGAGGCAGGGCAGAGCUACGGUCCUUAGCCAUGAUGCCCCGUACCAGGUUGUGUUUGAGGCUGUUGCUGGAGAUGGUGUUGGGAUGGACAUAGCUAUUGAUGACCUCCUAAUCCUGAAUGGACCAUGCCCCCCUCUAGGGUUCUGCGACUUUGAGUCAGAUCCUUGCAGUUGGCUGAGUGUCCGUCCAUUAGUCAGUGGUAUGGACUGGGACUGGACUUCGGCAUCUAGCACUGCAGGCGGCCGCGGCCCGCCCGUGGACCACACCACAAAUUCAGGUCAAGGUCACUACAUGUACUACAGCAAAUCCAUGCUGACGUCCUCCACAACGGCUAACCUGCAGAGUGAAUACAUGGAUCCCACAACUAUGGGAUGCCUUGUCUUCUGGUACCAUCUCAGCGUGCUCUAUCAUGGUGAUGUGAGGUUUACGGUGCACUUGAAUGAGUCUGGGAGUCUCCGUUCAAUCUGGAACCAGACGGGAUACCAAGGGAACGUCUGGCUGAAGUCCAUGGUGGAUUAUUCCACGUCAAGCCGCCACCAGAUCCUGUUUGAAGCGAAAGCGCUAUCCAGCAGUUCAGUGGAUGUCGCCCUGGAUGACAUCUACGUCGUGAGAGACCAGACCUGCCCAGGUUUCGUGGCCACCACAGUGGCCCCCACCACAAUACCAACAGCUGCCCCCACAAGCCCGAUGGACUGCAGCUUUGAGGAGGGAUUAUGCCGCUGGUCCCAGGAGACUGGCGAUUCCUUCAACUGGAGCAGGCAAGCAGGACGGGAGGUGGAGGCUCCUGAGGAUGGGCCUCGCUAUGAUCACAGUGUCGGCAAUGAAGAAGGGUUCUACCUCAUCAUCCCUGCAUUGGGCUCCAAGGAAGGAGAGACAGCAGUGAUAUCAAUACCCAUGAUGCUCCAGUCCACAGAUGUGUGCAUCAGCUUCUGGUACCACAUGCUGGGGUCGUCUGUCUCCAGCCUGGAGCUCUUGGUGCAGACCAGUGAAUCUGAAAAGGCGAUGUGGAGAAGGCACGGUACGCAGGAUGCCGAGUGGCUGAAUUCGCAGGUCACCCUAAGCAUGGCCGACGUGCAGAAAAUAAAGUUGUCUGGUAGACGGAACUCCUUGGGUAUCGGAUACAUCGCCAUUGACGACAUUACUGUCAGAGAGGGGCACUGCGUGGAUCAAGACCCGUGUGGGUUUGAGAGCGCCUUUAUGUGUGAAUAUGAACAGGACGUGACAGAUGGCGCUGACUGGGUCCACACCACUGGCCCAGAUGGCCGAGUUGAUCGUACUUACAGGACGCAACAAGGUCAUUCCAUGGCAGUGUUUGGAAAGGACUUACAUCAGCGAGAGGUCAUCAUGCUAAGGACCCCAGAGUUCCCGGCCACAACAGAGUCCUGUCUACAGUUCUGGUAUUGGCUGUCGGCGCGUGGUAAUGACACACUCUCAGUGCAUGUCACGCAGGGUGAGGAGCUGGGCCCUGCACUGUGGGUACUCUCUGGCGCCCCCUGUCACAACUGGGAGGUGGCACAGAUUACAGUCUCUGCUGCUUCCAAAUUCAGGGUGGUGUUUAGAGCAGAGAUGGACGCGGCCCCUGGCUCCUCAGUGCAGCUGGAUGAGGUGUCACUGAGGGGCGGAGCCUGUGUCCCCACAGGAAGCUGCGACUUCGAGGAGGGUCAGUGCACCUGGAGGAACUUAGAAGGCGAUGGCCAUGACUGGAUCCAGGCAGAUGGGCAUUUUCACGGGCCAAGUGUCGACCAUACCACCCAGACCCCUGAGGGGAGGUACCUAUUGAGCUCAGUUCGGAGCCAGGUCCAGAACCAAAGCAGCAAGGCGAUCCUGGUCUCUGAGCGCUUCCAGAACAGUGGAACCACUUGCUUCUCUUUCUGGUACCAAAUGAAUGUCAGUGAGCCUGGGGUCCUGAGGCUCCAUCUGCAGUCUGGGGCCACCAAGAAGGACCAGUUUUACGAGACCACAGAAGGCUGGAGCAAUUGGACCCAGGUUUCCCACACAGUGCUCGGGCCCAAAGGAUUCCAGGUGCUGAUCGAGGCUGAGACCACCACGGGGUUCCUUGCCAUCGAUGACCUCCUAGUGACUCCAGGACCCUGUCACGACAAUGAAACUUCAGCAAAUUUUACGGGUUGUGAUUUUGAGACCGACAUCUGUGGCUGGGAAGACGUGAGUUCGGGUCAGUUUGUGUGGCAAAGGGGACGUAAUGGCUCAGUCACAGACAACACGGGUCCGUCCACGGACCAUACCACGGGCACUGAGCUGGGCUGGUACAUGGAGGUGGAUGCGGACCAGGGGGACGUUAACAGCUUUGCGGCACUGUGGAGCCCGGCGAUGAAAGAGGCGAGCUCACAGUGCGAACUGGAGUUCUACUAUCACAUGUACGGGAAAGGCAUCGGCCAGCUGGGAGUGCGGCUUCAUGAGAUCUCCGGGUUCACGUGGCUGUGGAGCCUCUCGGGGGACCAGGACCAGGAGUGGAGGCGAGCCUCCGUACAAGUGGGUCGCAUCCCAGGGAUGUUCCGGCUGGUCUUUGAGGCGACUCGCACCUACAGCACGCUGGGAGACAUCGCCAUAGAUGAUAUUUCCCUUCUGCAUUGCUCACUGCCAGAGCCCCAGGCCCGAUGCCCCUCGGAUAAUUUCCGAUGCUCCAGUGGUGUUUGUGUCGAGCACCGAAGGGUGUGCGAUUUCACCGAUGACUGUGGGGACCGGAGCGACGAGACAGACUGCGAGCUGCAGGGUUACCUGGGGAGGUGCAGCUUUGAGCACGGCCUGUGUGCCUGGGAGCCCAGCAGCAUGGGGGCCCCUGGGGCCGAGUGGGUGAGACAGAGAGCACCGUCCAGCUGGACCCCCCUCACGGCCGCCCCGCCCAUGGACCACACCCGAAAUUCGGCAGCAGGCCACUAUGUGAUUCCUGGAUGGAGUGACGUGUCAGACAUGGUUUCUUCCACCUUACUGCCCAGCGUAAACUGCACUGUGCGUUUUUACCACUACAGCCAGAACACUGGGCAGGGCUCCGGAGAGCUGACAGUGAGGUUGAGAAGCAUCCUCAGUGCAAGCAGUGACCGGGUGCUGUGGGUCAGAGAGGGGUCACGGGCCUUCUUCUGGGAGAGAGCAGAGGUCACUUUCUCCACCGCUGUGCACAGCAAGGUCGUGCUGCGUUACGAGAGACCAGCACGCGCCGGAGGUGAUGUAGCUGUGGACGACGUCUCCUUCUCCCUCCAGUGUGCCCAUGAUCCCGAGAACAGUGCACUACCCCAACCAGCUACCCCCACGGCCCCGCCCUCUACAUCCCCCUCCGCCACGCCCUGUAAGGCAGAUGAGUUCUUCUGCUGGCUGUCAGAGGAUGUGACCUGUAUCCCUGCCAGUUCUCAGUGUGAUUACACCAAAGACUGCCCUCUAGGGGAAGAUGAGCAGAGCUGCGGACCUUGUACCUUUGAGAACAAUCAGUGUGGAUGGAUGGAUGUGAGUAAGAGGGACAUCAGGUGGCAGAGACAGAGAGCGACUGUGCCCACAGACCCCGACCAUACCACAGGCACAGGCUCCUACAUGAAUGUUGUCCACGGAAAAUCCAACAUUGCCCAGAGCAAAUCCAGGGGAAAUGCCCGUUUGCUGAGUCCCAGGCUUCCCCCGUCAGGCCCCUACUGCCAGAUGAUGUUUCACUUCCGGGUGACCCCCGGUGGAGGGGCUGGCCUGUAUGUCAUCCGGUUGGAGGCUGGUGCCAAAUCGGGGACGUUGCUCUGGUCCCGCCCUAAGCAGGACAGCGGCCAGUGGGUUCCAGAGAUCCUCAAUGUGGGCUCCACGCCUCAGCCAUACAAAAUUGUCUUCAACAGCUCCCUCGAGUCGGCGUCCAACAACAACGGCUCUCUGGGCAUUGCCCUGGAUGACAUCUCCUUCCACAACUGCGAGGCAUCCUACCAGCCACCAGACCCCUCCUCUCACAAUUGCUCCUUUGAGGACCACUCCUGCGGCUGGGUCCAGGCAGCCAGUGAUGACCUGGACUGGCAGAGCUGGACCGGACCGUCUGUCACCGCUAACACUGGACCCGCGGGGGACCACACCACUGGCUUGGGGAAUUACCUAUAUGUCGAGAGCUCCUCUCCAAGCAGAGUAGGGGAUGUGGCCCAGCUGAAGUCCCCUCUGCUGCCACCUGCUGGCCCCCAAGGCUACUGCAUCACUUUCUGGUACCACAUGUUUGGUGCCACAGUUGGAAGCCUAAGGUUAUACCUGCAAGAAUCUCAGCCCCUACAAAGGACACUGAUGUGGAAGAGGCAGGGCAUGCAAAGCGACAUGUGGCAGAUGACCCAGAGUCAUGUGACCCUGCAGGAGGUCCAUCAGGUGGUGCUGGAGGCGUCUGUAGGUGGUUGGGCGGGAGACGUUGCUUUGGAUGACAUCACUCUUACCCCUGGAGCUUGCCGUCACUCCGGACCCCCAGACCUGUGUGACUUUGAGGACAGUGACUGUGACUGGACCUCGGAGAGCUGGGUGCGGCGUUCUGGUGGUGGUCCCAGUAGGGAGCCAGGAUCCGAUCACACCACCGACACGCCCCAUGGACAUUACUUUUACCUGGGCUCCUCAAGCUCCCAGCCCCCCGGUCACAUGGCCUCACUGAUCUCCCCAGAAUUCGCUGCGGGAACAGGUGACUGUCUACAGGUCUGGUACCACAUGGAUGGGGACAGCAUAAGUACCCUAAACGUGUAUCAGCAGAGCGAGGAUGGCGGACGCAAACUUGUUUUUUCAAAGACUGGCAGCCAGGGGGAGCUGUGGAGGCUUGGCAAUGUCAGGCUGGAUCCUAUGGAGGGGUCUGCAUUCCGGAUUGUGGUAGAGGGUGUCCGGGGGACAGGAGUAUCUGGGGGCGUCGCCAUUGACGACGUGCUGCUGUCUAAUGGAGCCUGCCCACCCCCUGGAGUCUGCGACUUCCAGGGCAGUCUGUGCGGGUGGACCAACGUUGAGGCAGGCGACCAAGCCGAUUGGCUACGCGGGCGAGGGAGCUCCCCUCUUCCCAGCACGGGGCCCUGCGUGGACCACACCAUGGGCUCCAGCCAAGGCUACUACGUGUAUGUGGACAGCGCAGUGGGACAGAAGGGUGACAAGGCCAUGUUGUACAGCGAGGUCUUCCAACCAACCCAGGGAGACGGCUGCUUGAGCUUCUGGUACCACAGGCAUGGUCAGAACAUCGGCAACCUCAGCCUCUACAGCGGCACCAGCACUCUCGACAAACCCAGGAACCCCUUUGGCGAUGACGAGAAGGACCUGCUGCUGUGGACAGAGGCCACCAGCCAAGGGGACACCUGGAUAGAGGCCACUAUGGCGGUCAACAACAUGGAGCCAUUUUGGUUUGUUUUUGUAUACGAGAGAGGGGAGGGCGGGCCGGGACACCUGGCUCUGGAUGACAUCCAGCUCAUCAAAGGAAGAUGCUCCAGCAUCAAUUCAUCCCUGUCUUCUCCAGCUGCAGUUUACGUCGGCGUGGGUUUGGGUCUCGUGCUUUCUGUUGCACUUGGGGUCAUCGCUAGCGUGGUCUUACUGCAGAGGAGUUUGUCCACCAUGAUACCCAGUGCGGGAGACCGUGACGUGGACAACAUCAUCUUCCACAUGCAUGACUGCAAACUAGAUGAACUGGAGACCACAGGUUCCUCUGAGAAGCUGACAAAUACGUCCCCCGCUGUUGACAUGGACACCGAACCAUCGUCAUCGGAAGCCUAGCAGGAAAAAACGAUCAACACUGAUGACUUUUUUAAAGCUAGAUAAAAGUCUGCUGAUAUGAAUGGGACCCUCCAAGCAUGACCUCCGAU